AUGUUCAACGAGACUGAUAAUGCAGCUAGCAUGUUGGAGUCCGAUUUCAUUCACAAUCCUAAUACACAAUCCAGAGGUGAUCCUUCAUUUACAAAAGCUACAGCUCAAAUCAUCUCAAAUGUCGACGAUAAUGCUGAAGGUACAAAAGUUCAAUGCCGUGAACAUUCAGGAUGUGAAAGAGAGCGUCAAUCGCCAUCAUUUGAAAAACUACCCAGCGGGGAAGCUGGCAUUUUUCUGAAUUCGCAUGAUAGAGGUGAGACUGUAAUAGGAAUUUCUGCAGAUGAUGAUGGUCAGAUUAUUUUGAAUGAUACCGAAGUAGAAAAUAUUGGAGAUAAUCAAAUCCAAAUGCAAGAUUCUUUAGGGGAUGAAAGAGAACAGCAGCUCAUAUCACUUAAUCAACAACAACAGCCCAAGGAGUUGCGGCUCAGACUUCUAGGGGAUCAAUUUUCCUCACUAGUAGAACAGAAAUCAGCUUGA
This is a messenger RNA of Oldenlandia corymbosa var. corymbosa, 477 nucleotides long. Lineage: Eukaryota; Viridiplantae; Streptophyta; Magnoliopsida; Gentianales; Rubiaceae. The record is from the annotation of a GenBank genome assembly.